AUGCCUAUUUCGCACCACGAGGGAUGUGGGUGUAAGGACGCCGACGAGGUGUUGAGGGGUGGGGAGUUCCUGCUCAAAUAUAUGGACAUCGAAAAGGUCACUGCGCUGAAUGAGCAGGUGUCCGGGUCAUGCAGGAAAAUUCUGAAGCAAUAUGAUGACAGACUGUCCCCUGCAUACUGUGAGAGCGACGCGGACCAUGAGUUGAUAAUUAACAUUCCUUUCACUAGCCCGUGCAAGGUCGUCAGUCUGUUCCUCAUUGGAGGGGAAGAAGGAAGCUACCCGAAAAAGAUUAAAAUUUACUCCAACCGUGAGGACAUCGACUUUGAGAACAUUCACGACUUCAAGUGUGUACAGGAGCUGGACCUUACGGAGGACUACCACGGGUCGGUAGAGUACCCGCUAAAGGUGACCUCCCUGUUCAACGUGAGCCAUCUGACUCUCUACGUGUGCGAAAACUAUGGAGCGGAAAUAACCAAGAUAUAUUACUUAGGUCUGAAGGGCGUAGGGACGAACUACACGAGGAAGGCGGUCGAAGCGGUCUACGAAGCCUCCCCGAAUUUGUCCGAUCAUAAAGUGAAGGGUGCAGCAAGCAAGAUGCACUUCUCCUUCGACGCUUUCUAG
Molecule: messenger RNA, 621 nt
Organism: Plasmodium knowlesi strain H
Lineage: Eukaryota; Apicomplexa; Aconoidasida; Haemosporida; Plasmodiidae
Product: PITH domain-containing protein, putative
Exons: 8
Coding region: 1-621 (206 amino acids)
Source: RefSeq, a predicted model, not a curated record